Siniperca chuatsi (mandarin fish) is the source of this 2722-nucleotide messenger RNA. It is a transcript of the gene ulk3, whose product is annotated as unc-51 like kinase 3. Lineage: Eukaryota; Metazoa; Chordata; Actinopteri; Centrarchiformes; Sinipercidae. The record is from RefSeq and is a predicted model, not a curated record. Bases 196 to 1605 code for a protein of 469 amino acids. The transcript has 17 exons. Gene Ontology annotation, cellular component: cytoplasm; autophagosome. Gene Ontology annotation, molecular function: ATP binding; protein serine/threonine kinase activity. Gene Ontology annotation, biological process: autophagosome organization; protein autophosphorylation; peptidyl-serine phosphorylation.
UUCCUCCCGUAAUUUGCAGUAACGGAGUACCAACGCUAGGAGGCAGUAACAUAUUUUCUGCUUCAUUUUAAUGUCAGCUGGUGCGACCAAGUCUGUGUGUCGGCAAUGUAAACAUUAACUUUCCAUUCAUGUGCUGUGGAUUUGUUAGCCUACAGCCAAGACCUACUUGGGAAAUUUGAUGUUGCUGUCAUCAGCAUGGCUUCAACCUCCAGCUUUGCUCCUCCAAAACUGGCUGACUUCAUCCUCACAGAGCGGCUGGGCAGUGGUACCUAUGCUACAGUCUACAAAGCCUACAGAAAGGGGGGCAGUCGAGAGGUGGUGGCAGUGAAGGUGGUUGCAAAGAAGACUCUGAACAAGGCAUCUACAGAAAACCUGCUCACAGAGAUUGAAAUCCUCAAGACUAUGCGUCACCCUCAUAUAGUCCAGCUGAAAGACUUUCAGUGGGAUGCUGAGAAUAUUUAUCUGAUCCUGGAGUGGUGCUCUGGUGGCGAUCUCUCCCGCUUCAUUCGCAGUCGCAGGAUUUUACCUGAGAGGGUGGCCCGGCGCUUCCUGCAACAGAUAGCCUGCGCCCUCCUGUUUCUUCAUGAGCGAAACAUCUCACACCUGGACUUGAAACCCCAGAAUAUUCUGCUCAGCGGCUCUGUCCUCAAACUAGCAGAUUUUGGUUUUGCCCAGUACAUGUCACCAUGGGAUGAGCAGAGUGUCCUGAGAGGUUCUCCUCUUUACAUGGCUCCUGAGAUGGUGUGCCGCCGCCAAUAUGACUCCAGGGUAGAUCUCUGGUCAGUAGGAGUCAUUCUUUAUGAGGCACUGUUUGGGCGAGCACCAUUUGCAUCAAGGUCAUACGCUGAAUUGGAGGAGAAGAUCCGGAGUAACCAACCUAUUGAGCUCCCUCCUGGGGCCAGGGUAUCCAAGGACUGCAGAGACCUUCUGUUGCGACUGCUAGAGAGAAAUCCAGAUGCCCGGAUCACCUUUGCAGAGUUCUUCACCCACCCUUUUGUGGAUUUGGAGCACAUGCCGAGUGUAGAGAGCCUAGUGAAAGCGAAAGAGCUGGUCCUGCAGGCCAUUCAGAAGGACCAGGAGGGCGAGAGGUCCGCUGCUCUCUGUCUUUACUGCAGUGCCCUUGAGCACUUUGUCCCCGCUAUUCACUACGAGACAGACCGACAACGUAAAGAUGCCCUCAGGCAGAAGGUCAGCCAGUAUGUGUCCAGAGCCGAGGAGCUGAAAGCCCUGGUGGCCUCAGACAACAGACUGAGCUUUGAGGAGGCCCGGACCUCCAGGGAUGUCCUCCGAGAAAUGUCUCGAGACCAGCCACGACUUCUGGCUGCUGUGGAGAUGGCCUCUACUGCCAUUGCUAAGGAGGAGAGUGGAUUGGAUGAUCAUGAGACCCUGGAUGUGUACCAACAGUGCUUAGGAGAACUACUGUUGGCGCUAGCAGCUGAGCCCCAGGGCCGCAGGAGAGAGCUGCUCCACAGCGAGAUUAAAAGCCUCAUGACCAGAGCUGAAUACCUCAAAAAGCAUGUCAAGAUGCAGGAGACUCAGAGGGACGUGUCUCUGGAUCGAGAACCUCUUGCAGACUCUGUCAGAAGCUCUUGUUGUUUGCAGUGAACUUGACAGCCACCAUGGGAACUGGCCUGGGACGCCCAACAGAGCAUCAGACUGAUCUAACCUGCAUCACACCCUAACCAACUCAGAACGCUGUCCGAGUGGGAUAUUCCAGUUGCCAGCCAAAUGUGGUCAAUGUUUUGAUUGUUGCUGGAAAUUUGGCAGCUUGAGAACUUGUGUUUAUUCUUUUUGAGGGGAAAAAAAAAACGUUUGGCUGGUAAAACAUUGAAAGUAGCUUUUGAAUUUUGCGUUUGCACACUGGUGAAUGUGAAAGUGAGAUCCCUGCUCUUUACACUGUGUUGUUGCACUGCUUAGCCUUCAAAUCCCUCCUCCUGACACACCAUUGAUAUGUAAAUGCUGGACAGCUUGUAUGACAAUACCACACUGUCAUGGUAAACGAGUUAAACUGAGACUGCUGCAUUUAUUGUAGGGCAAAACUUUCAUUUGCAGCACACCAAAAAAACUGUGAAAACCUGAAAAUACAAUCAAAUGGGAACUGUGACGUUAAGAAGUAUCAAAUCAAUUUGAACUGUAGUAAUAAGUAUAUUAUAUCGAGGCCUCUGCAAACAUGCACAUACCACCCCCCCCCCCCCACCCCUGCCUUUACUGUGGCUCAACCACAGGCUCACCAUGCCCUCUCCACUGAUGGAGCCCUCUUCACCACUAUGAGGGGAAAACUGGAGAGGUGCGGCCUCUGCCUUAUUUACACUAGACUUGCAUUUUCUUAGGUUUGGCACUGGCUGGGAAUUUGAGGGAUACAGUGAGUUUGGCACUCAUGCAAAGCCUUCAUAACUAGGCCUCUGUGAAAUGGUAAAAAGCUUAACAGUCGGUGGCAGGCCGAUAAUCCUCGCUGUUGUAGGUCUUCACAGACUGUUUUGAUUUCAAACAGGUAAAGCGCUUGAAUAUUCCAAAAGGGAGCUUUACUUUAUGAAUUAGAUUUUUAAGGCAACUGGAGAAAAUACCUGAAACAGGAGUCAAAGGAGAAAAGUAUAAAUAUGUCUGAUUUCCACACUGCUGUGUUGUUUUAUUUUUUAUCUGAAUGUUUUUACAGCUGUGAUUUUAUAUUUUAUGUAUUUAUUAAAUGAGAAAUUUGGUGGGAAAUAAAAUGGCAAUCUCUGAA